GGAAAAAAAAAAAAAACAAAAAUGUCCGUGCGACGUCGUCGUUCAUGACCAGCAGCUCGGAGCAGCUGCCUCCUUUCUUUUGUCUCGUCGCCGCCGACCGACCACGAGAGUUUGCUCGUGCGUGCGUGCGUGCGUGCGUGUCGGCGUAUACCCGACGUCUAUGUACUCCGUGCCGAGCGCGCGCCCGUGAGCCACACAAUACUCGCGAGUUUUUUCCUUAUUUUUUUUUUUUCUCUCUACCGCGCGCGUUGCGUUCGUGCGCGAGUCCGUGUCCCGCGUCCGCUGUUCACGUUCGCGGCCGCGGGUACGUGUGCGGCCAGUGUGUUACCGUGUGUGAACGCCGUCGUCGCGUUCGCCAAAUACGCUCGUACAUACGUAUAUAAUACAUUAUAAUAUAUACAUUGCAUAUAUAUGUAUUUUUACGCGUUUCUAUGCACGUAGAAUUUUUUCACAAACACAUGUAUAGUAAUUUUAAAUAUUUUUACUCGUAGCUAGCUGUAAACGUCAUUGUUACCGUACCCGAACAAUUUCGAUUGAUCGAAAAUUGUAUUUACCCGCCACCCUAGCCGCGUGCCCAACGUACCCGUUACAAUGUUCAAUAUCAAUUCGCCGUCGGUGAUAGUAUCGUCGUGAAAUACUGUCGGGCGAACGUUCGCGUACGUCGCGUCUAUUAAUAGCGCACGAGUAUUCGAAAUCAAAUCGAAUGUGCGCCGGCGUUUUGUAAAUAACAAUAAUAAUAACAAUAAUAAUAAUAACAAUAAUCAUAAUAAUAAUAAUAAUAAUAAUAAUAAUAAUAAUAAUAAUAUUAUCUAUUUUAUUAUCGGCUAUAAUAGUAGUACGCCGCUGUCGUGGUAGUGGUGUAUAGUAGUACUAAUAGUAACAGUAGUAGUAGUAGUAGUAGUUGUAGUAGUGGGUACGGGCGCGUGCGUGCGUGCGCGUUUACGAGAGUAUCAGUACAACAGCAGUCGUCGCUAUCCGUGCGCGCGCGUGUGUAUGUGUGUGUGUGUGUGUGCGUGUGAGUGUGCGCGCGUGUGUGUGCGCGUGUGUUAUUAUUAUUAUUGUGUGUACGUGUGCUGCGCGAUCGCGGUGUCCGUAUGCGUCGGUAAAAGUAAAACAAUAAAUAAAUAUAUAAUACCGCCGCCGCCUUCGAGAACGACAGACGCACGGACAAUCGAUAGGAAAUCUGUCGGUUCGUUUUACUCGCGUUCGUCCGGGGUCGCAGCCGCCCGAAACGGCGUUCGUUUCAUGUCAAUCGUUUUCGUCCCGCGUCCGUUUCGCCGUCGCCGCCGUCGGGUCGCGCGCGACGCCUUUUAAAAAUUGUACGAAAAACGUCCACGAAGAGAAUGCCGAGCGCGUCGUUCAGCACCACCCGGUCGUAUACGCGGAGGACCCGGAGAAAAGGCACCAACGGCAACCGCCUGCCCGUACCGUCCAGGACGUCCAAUUCCGGUGAGUUCGUACCCCGUCUAAUGACUACAUACCGUAACCGACGACUAAAUAGGUACACCCAGGCCAUUAGAAUAGGCCCUUCAGGCAUUGCGGGCCGUUCGAUAGCCCGUUUUCAAGGCCUGCCGUCGAUUCGGUACGAACCGUCCCGGUCUCGUGUCCCGCGAAUGUUAUCCGGUUCGGGUCUUUUCGGUAGGGUACUAUUGUUGGGUUAACCGCCCCGAGCCCUGUUUCGGCCGUCCCGAGGCACCGUAAAUUCCAAAAAAACCCCCCCCUCUAUUAUAGAACCGGGCCCGCGACGGAGGCCCCGAUCUUAUCCGCGAUCGUCGUCGCCGUGCGCGUCACCUUUGUGUCGGUCGAGGAUCAGUGGGUACGCUCUGUCGUCAUCGUCCACGGUAUUCCUUUGUUUCGGUGUAUUAUUGUUACGUUCUUCUAGCCCGCGCGAUAUUCGAGAUCUUCGGAAUUCCCACUUUGUUCCGCUCAUACCCACCGUCCUUGUAGACGAAUCGCAUUGCUUUCAUACACCCACCGCGGCAAUGCGGUUUCGGGAUUUUUAUUCACGAAUAAUUUGCGUUUUUUUUUUUUUUUUUUGCCGAAAAUUUGAUAACAAUCGCCGUUCCCCAACCGGCACGCACCCCGCGUUUUUCGACACAACAGUGACGUCCACGAGAUAAACACUCGGGUAUUUCGAAAAACACCAGCUAGGUACUUCUUCCACUUGGGUGUAUGUUUGCAUUCUGCAGUCCGACCACGUAGACCGAAAACAUUUGUUCGACACACCAGUUAUCCGUUUUGUAAACGGCGUUUCGUUUCGGUUAAGAGUUGUUUAUCCCGGGCGUUUAUCGCACACGACUUCUGUCGAUACUUCUAACAAUGUUUGCCCGGUAAAUUAGACCGGCGGUGCGCACCCGAACACGAACGGUCUUCGGUGUUCGAUUUGUUGUUAUCGAUUGGAAAGUCGAGUCUGAAUUUCAACGAGAAUACUUGAUAAAUGCGCCAAACGUAAAUUAUGACGACAAUUUUUUUUGGAAUUCUAAGAACAGUGCAUGAGCGAUCGGACAUUGACCGUGUGCAUAGGGUCACCUACCUACUUAAUUGUUUUCUAGGCUUUGUAACCGAAACAUUGAUUAGGGUAUUCUUAAUUAAAAACAACAAUCUGGAUGAACAACGGUAAGUAAUAGGCAAUAAACCGGAGCCUGUCCCAGCUAUUAGAUUUUCAUAAACAAUGUGUAAAAUAUCGACUGUUCAUCAAUCAGACACAGUAUACAAACCUUACACACCACGGGUUUUAUUGUAGGUAAUAUAAAAUUGAAUCUUGUUUCAAGCAUUCGAGGAGGUUUUUUUUUUCAUUUUUUUUUUUUUUUGCAAAGAAAAAGAAAUCACGGUUAAACCAAAUAGAUAAAUACAUUUUCAUCGGUCGGGGCCUUGAAAACAUUAAUUUAAUUCAAAGCAUUGAAGCGUUGAACUAAUACUUGUAUUUAAUCAGUUCUAAGUAGGUAGGUGGGUGGCGCUCAUACAUUUUUUCAUAAAAAAAAAAAAAAAAAAAAAAAAGAAAGAUUCGGCAUAAUAUAAACAUUUUCUAAAUUUAUUGGUUAAAUGUCUGUAUACUUGUAAAAUAGCUUUCAAUCGUUAGGUCAUACAAUUGUGUUUUGUUUUUGUUUUUUUUUUUUUUAGAUAAUUUCCAAGUAAGAUCCAUUCUUUGACAAUUAUCAAUAAAAGUAAAGUUAAAUUAGAUACUUAGCUACUUACACUGAUCAGUUGCCAUCCACUAGAUUGAAUAACUACUUUUUUUUUUUUUUAAUGCCUUGAUUACUGUAAUUUUUGUCUUUUUCACCGUUCGAAUGGCGACGUUCAUUUAUGUAACAUGUUGGAUUUGCCGAUGACUCAGACAUCAUUAACUGGCAAUACUAAAUUUAUUACAAACAAUUUUUUAUAUCCUUGAGACCUUUAUGACCGGGCUUAUAACACUCGGUGUGAUAUGACUAUCGAAAUUCUAUUGAUAGGCAGGUAUACCUAUCUGACGUUGUUCGCAACUACUCAAUUGUACCCGUAUCGCUUUAAGCUCUAAGUCAGCAAGAAAAUACUCGAGCGCACCACACAUACCUUAAUUAGGUAUAAUUGAACAACGGAGCUGGCCAAUGAGCGCCCACCGUUCGCCGUUUCAGAGUAUCUGUAAUGCUGUUCAUUCAUUCAGCGCGAUUGGGGGGUGGGAGGGUUGGAGCGGUAGGGGUUUCAGACCGAGUGCUGUUUGUCCACGCGUAUUUGUUUAGAUAAACUCGGAAGUCGAGAAACGCACGUGGGCAUUGUCUUUUAAAAACGUAUUUACCCAAUUUGAUUUCGUUUGAACUUUCAAACCGUUGUUUUUUCAAAAAGCACCGUUCCGUUGCGGAUUGUAUAAUUUGUUCCGGGGUUUAAUUGUUUGUUUGUUUGUUUGUUCGCCAGGCGGAGUCGUAGAAGCCGGAGUGACAUGCGAACCAUUAGUGGCGGCCAGCGGGAGCUACGCCACUCCCGGAGGAGCUAGCACCAGCACGAGCUUCCAGCACGUGCCGCCGUACGAUUUGCGUGGCCGGAAAUCGCCGUUGCACUUGCACGACGCCAGCACCGCCGGGUUCAACGCCACGGCCCCCGUCCAUCCCACCGCCACGCGCCCUACGUCGCCCACAGCGUCGGCCACCGCUUCGGUAUUGCAGUCGGCCGCCACUCCACCCUCAUCACAGCCCGUGCGCAAACGGCUCAGGCGGAACACAUCGUGCACGAUAAUCAGUACCGACAGUAAGUAAGACCCGGUUGCGGGUUCGUUUCGCGCGGCGCCGCGAACAGCCCGACAAAAAGUCGUCCGACAACGGUGUGUGUUCUCCGUUCGGUCUGGUACCGCGCGGUCGCCGUCGACUUUUGGAUUUCCAGCCGAACGGAACGUCCGUUCGUUUCGCCGCGGCGUGUCGUGUGGGGAGGGGGUGGCAGGGGUGUGUGUUUCGUUUGCCCCGAACGUUGCGCGCACGCUUCGUCGGCGAACAACGGACACCGCGCGUCAGAAAACGGGUUUCAAUUUUGGAUUUCUCGGUGUCAUUCGCGGUGUCCGCCCCAUGUCCGCCGACAAUCGCCGAAACCUGCGCGAGUACACAAAUGCGUCGGACGUUUAAAUUUCAAUUCUCGGCUUCACCCCCGUCCCCCCCGUCCCCUCUCUCGAUCGCGUAACAACGUCAACAAUAACGUUUCGCGCGUUCGAAUUCGCGUUAAUCAAUGCCUACCACAAAGACAAAAGCGACCGGCGCCGAAGUGGCCGUUGUCGCAGCAGCGUGCAAUCAACGGCGACGGCGGUAACAGUUGAACGCCUCCCGUUGUCGUUAAAACGCCGUUGUUGUCCGCCCGUUUCGCGAAUUCGAUCACGGCAACCGUGUACAAUGUACGCCCGCGGUGUCGUUACUUGUACUCGACGACAUCCCCGUCGGAUCGCCGGGUUUCCGACGUGCCGCGGGCCGCUGUCGGCGGACGGCCGCACCGCCGAGGAGCCGGUCGGAAAUCGCGAAAACAAACGCCGUGUUUCGUGAACGGUCAAUUGUGUUUUUCCGCGCUGACCGGGCGACGGCGAUUCCCGGCGGCGCGCGUCGCGGACAAUUCAAAACCGAACCGGCGGCUACGAUUAUUUUGCGCGUCCGCGUUCGUUUCUAAUGUCCGAACAAUAUGAUUUCGUUACGCCGGAUGUGAUUAGAAAAAACCUAGUCGCCCGACUAAUGUCGCGCACUGCCUACGGCCCAUAUUCCGUGUUUUCAUUCCGUUCCGACGGUUUCGUUACAAUAUAAGGACAAAUCGGUAACGGGUCUUUUUUUUUUUUUUUUUCCCCGUAAAUUUUUUUCCGUUUGUUUCGCGAUUGAUAAACAAUAAUUUUCCAAUUAUUUAUCUAAACGGCGCGGUAUGCGGUUUUCGGUAUAAACCGAUAACCGUAAUAUUGUCGUUACAAUAUCUCCGCACGGUAGCAGCCGGUAGGUGCGGUUUUUUUUCAUACAUUUCGUCCGUUUGUUGUCGUUUCGGAAUCCCUCCCCCAUCCGCGAACGUGCCCGUUAACAACAUUUCGUUAAUCGGUUAAAUUCCGACGCGACCGCCCCGGUUUCCGAAUCGGUUAUUUUGCCGUGAAAAUACGACAGAAUUUGUUUGUUCGGCCCUCGACGUUUUCGCGAAGGAGGGCCGACCGACGGCGGCGGCGAACGAAUAUAACUGUCCGUUUGAUAUUUUAUUUAGAUCGGGUCGAAAAACUGGAGCCCGUCCAAAUCGAGCGCGUUUUAAUUGCGGCGUUCGAAACGGAAUCCACCCGAGAUGCGCGCCACUCGAAACCCACUUGAAUUUCACAUUUAUGCAACGUCGCCGCCGCGUAUUAUAAUUAUUAUUAAUAACCGGGGCUGCUCGGAAGUUGCAUAUUUUUCCGCGCGCGCUGAAUUUAUAGCGGACCGAGUUUGAAUUAAUACUUUCUGUACGACGGAGAGCUUAAAAAUCGAACGUUCACAACGCGUAUUCUGCACGUUUCGUCGUUGAUUUCAGAGGACGCAAUGUGCACGUUUCGUCGAUUCUCAUUGAUUUUCGCGUGUGUUUUCUUCAUUCUCAACCGAUCUAUUUUAAAUAGUAUUGCAUUUGAAACUCAAUGUCGUUUAACGCAGUUGUUUGUCCGUUCAAUCCCGUUCGCAAACCGAGUUGGAACACCGGCAGCUCGGCCUGCCAUAACGAAUAACAAAAUAAUAAUAAAGUAAAAACAAAAUCAUUUUGUUGUUUAUUGUAAUUUCUCGCCGCAGUCCCGGGUCCGUUGUUAUCGAUUUAACGACGCCGGUGCGAUUCGUCGUGCCGUUUUGGUCUUAAUGUUUUCUGCGCGUAUUAAUAACGGCAUUAUGUAUGUUUUCGAUCAAUCUCUCGCGUAUUUUGGAUAUUCGCGUACGUAUUUUGCCCGUCUCAGCUGUUGUAAACCCCGAGCUCCCAUUAAUAACGUACGGGGCGCGUACGUUACAAUCGUACUGUAACGUUUCCCGGUAGUUUCUUUCUUGUAUUUUUAUCAAACAGAAAUUUACAAUCCGUACGAGAAAACGACGAGUAAACACGCGCGGUACGACAAACGACGGGAGGACGCCCGUUAUUGGCGACACCCACGUAUUUUGUUAAUAUUUAAUAAACGUUCGGGCAAAACGACUGUUGAUUGAUAUCUACAUUGACGUUUGCGUUUUGCAGAUUCGAAUUCAGCCGCUCAUUAUUUGCAAUGCGAAUUGCCGGACGAGGUCAUGUUGACCAUAUUCAAAUACUUGUACGAAAAGGACCUGUGCCGGAUAGCUCAAGUGUGCAAGCGGUUUCAGGCGAUAGCCAACGACAACAAUCUGUGGAAACGGCUGUACCAGAGCGUGUUCGAGUACGACACGCCGCUGUUCCACACGGAGCCCGGCAAGUUCGAAUUCGUGCCGUUCGAAGAGAGCGAACACCAUAACCCGUGGAAAGAGAGUUUCAGGCAGCUGAAGAAAGGAUGCAUACACGUGCGCCCGCAGUACAACGGCACCGCCAAAGACCCGACCAGGAAAAUGCCGCAUUUCGAGACGAUCCAGAACGCCCUGGACCACACGGACGAAUGCGUGAACGGCAGCUUGAAAAUAUUCCUGCACCCGGGCUUGUACCGGGGCGAGUUUUUGGUGGUCGAUUCGGACGUGUCGAUGAUCGGCGCCGGGCCCGGCGUGGUGGCCGAAGGCGUGGUGAUCGAACGCGAAACCGAGUCCACCGUCAUGUUCGUGGAGGGCGCCAAGAACGCGUACCUGGGACACGUCACGUUGAAGUUCACGCCGAUCGUCACGUCCACCGUGCCGCACCAUAAACACUUCUGUCUGGAGGUGGGCGAGAACUGUUCGCCGACCAUCGACCACUGCAUCAUCCGGAGCUCGUCGGUGGUCGGGGCCGCCGUGUGCGUGAGCGGGGCCGGCGCGAAUCCCAGGAUACACCAUUGCGACGUCAGCGACUGCGAGAACGUCGGCAUCUACGUCACCGACCACGCGCAAGGGACGUUCGAGGACAACGAAAUCUGUCGGAACGCCCUGGCCGGCGUCUGGGUGAAAAACCACGCCAAUCCGGUGAUGCGCCGCAACCACAUACACCACGGCCGGGACGUGGGCAUAUUCACGUUCGACAACGGAUUGGUAAAUGCUAUUAUCCAUUAAUCGUUAGAGUCUAACGCGUUUUCGCUUCAACAGCAUAGUGUAAUUGGUGUUUUCUGUUUCGAACACAGGGAUUUUUCGAAGCCAACGACAUACACAACAACCGGAUCGCCGGUUUCGAGGUAAAAGCCGGAGCGAACCCGUCCGUGGUGCAGUGCGAAAUCCACCACGGCCAGACGGGCGGCAUUUACGUCCACGAAAACGGUCUCGGUCAGUUCAUCGACAAUCGGAUCCACAGCAACAAUUUCGCCGGCGUCUGGAUCACGUCCAACAGCAACCCGACGAUACGGCGCAACGACAUCUACAACGGACACCAAGGCGGAGUGUACAUCUUCGGCGAAGGCCGAGGGCUGAUCGAACACAACAACAUAUACGGUCAGUGUCGAAAACCCGUCGUCUCAUUAUUUUCAUACCGGCCAAUCCCGGUCGUGUAUUGUGCACGUUGGUUGUCGUUUUAAACGUUCGAUCUUUUUUUUUUUUUUUUCUAUUUCCAUCACAGGCAACGCGCUGGCCGGCAUUCAAAUCCGUACCAACAGCGACCCGAUAGUCAGGCACAACAAAAUCCAUCACGGUCAACACGGCGGGAUUUACGUGCACGAGAAAGGCGCCGGGCUGGUCGAAGAAAACGAAGUGUACGCCAAUACGUUGGCCGGUGUUUGGAUUACCACCGGCAGUACCCCGGUGUUGCGGCGCAACCGGAUACAUUCCGGCAAACAAGUGGGAGUGUAUUUCUACGACAACGGCCACGGAAAACUCGAGGACAACGAUAUAUUUAAUCAUUUGUAUUCCGGCGUGCAAAUAAGGUGAGCGCGGUGAAUAGGAACAGAAAAACCGUUUCAGAGGCGCUUAGCUUAAAAAAGGGGUUUUAAGUGACAUUUUAUCGAUUUCGAGAAAAAAAAAAAUCAAGUUUAAAGUUAUUCGUAUUCAAUAUUAUUAUUAUUAUUAUUAUUAUUAUAGUGAAAUAUCAUCACUGUUCUUGUGUUCGAACUGUAUAAAAAAAUGUUUUAGACAUUUGGCAGUUACUCUUAACACGAGUGAGUGUUGCGGACGUUUGUACCUAUUUACUUCUAAUCUAUUAUCGUUUUAAAUCGCAGAAAAUUAUUCGUAUAAUUUUCUUACAUUUCUUUCCCGCGUAAUAAAAUAGAAAAUGUGUAUUUUAGCUGGGCGUUUAACUCGGGUUUUUUUUAAAAAUGUCACUUACACCCCUUGUGUACCUCUUUUGUACACGAAUCAAAUUUAUUAUCGGUUGAUGAACAAUACAAUCAAAACAUCUAAAUGUUGUGGAGAUUUUAUUUAUUGAAAACACAUUUUUACACCGGUAUUUCUAAAUAAUUGUUAAAUAUAUCAUUUCGCGUUAUAUUUAUGGAUUUUGUAAUUUUUAGAACUGGUAGCAAUCCGAUAAUCAAAGGAAAUAAAAUUUGGGGAGGUCAAAAUGGCGGAGUGUUGGUGUACAACGGCGGGUUAGGAGUAUUGGAACAAAACGAAAUAUUCGAUAAUGCAAUGGCCGGUGUUUGGAUUAAAACCGAUUCAAAUCCAACACUCAAACGUAACAAGAUCUAUGACGGCAGAGACGGUGGAAUUUGUAUAUUCAAUGGAGGAAAAGGUAUGUUUGUUCGAUUAUAUUGAAAUAAAUGAUUGAAACUGUUUGUUUUAGUACAUUAAUAUGUUUUUAUUUAGUUGCUUAAAAUAACUAUUAUUUAACAAGUAUCUGUUUUGGCUACUUUUGAACAUAAAAAUAUCAAACGAAACAAACUUAUUCAGUAUGGUUAGAAUUUAAAAAUUAUUGCUUGUUAACAUAUUAGUACGCAAUUUAUAACCGUAUUGUGACUAGAAUUGAACAUUGUUUUUUUUGUACGUUUUUAGGAAAUUUAGAAGAAAAUGAAAUAUUUAGAAAUGCCCAAGCUGGUGUUUUAAUAUCGACACAAAGUCAUCCUACGCUGAAGCGCAAUAGAAUAUUCGACGGCUUAGCGGCCGGCGUUGAAAUCACCAAUAACGCGACAGCAACCUUAGAUAGUAAUCAAAUAUUUAAUAACCGUUUCGGUGGUCUCUGUUUAGCCAGCGGGGUACAACCUAUUGUUAGAUGUGAGUUUAUUAAAAAUGUGUAAAAUAUUAUUUUUAACUUUUGAUGAACGCUAAUAAUAAUAAUAAUAAUAUUGCUUUUUUUUUCUUUAGCCAAUAAAAUUUAUAGUAAUCAAGACGCUGUCGAAAAGGCAGUGUGCAACGGUCAAUGUUUAUAUAAAAUAUCCUCAUAUACGUCAUUCCCGAUGCACGAUUUUUACCGUUGUCAGACGUGCAACACAACUGAUAGAAAUGCAAUUUGUGUAAAUUGUAUAAAAACUUGCCAUGCUGGACAUGAUGUCGAAUUCAUAAGGCAUGACAGGUACGUUGAGCAACAUUGUUGUGCAGUUAUAUGUAUACAUAUUUUAUUUUAUUAUUAAAAAAAAUUAUUGUAUCGAUAUGGUAGCAAGUAUUAAUAUAAUAUUGUAUGUAAUUGUCAGUGAUACAUUUGGAAUAAUUUUAAAUGUUAAUGUUGGUGUUCACUCGUAGGUUAGUUUAAUGUUUUUAAAGUCUGAAAAUGUUAAAUAUUUUCAUAGAUUAAAUGUAUUUUGUUUUUAUAUUUUUGAUUUUAAAAUAACAAAAUACAUUCAAGUUCUUAAUAUUAUUCUAGAUUUUAUUUUCACAAAACUAAACUAAAAUUUCUUUUUUCUUUCAAAUAGAAAUUAUUUAUUUUAAAUCCAGUUGUAUCAUUUACCACUUUUUAACUUUUUAGUUGUAAACACUUAAUAAAUGCUAAGAAAUUCUAAACACUGAUAGUUCUUUUAAUUUGUGUACACACUGUUAAUUAAUCAGUCAACACUUUGUGUUUUAGAUUCUUUUGUGAUUGCGGAGCUGGUACGCUAAAUAACCAAUGUCAGUUACAAGGCGAACCUACGCAGGACACGGACACGCUGUACGACUCAGCGGCGCCCAUUGAAUCGCAUACGUUAAUGGUGAAUUAAAAGAAAAUAUAUAUUUAAUAAAAUUAUAAUAAAAAUCCGAACGAUUUAUUAUAGAAUUUUUAUAAUAAUUUUUUAGUCGACUGGUAAAAUAUUUUUUUAUUGUUGGUUAAUAACUCUAUUUUCUACAGUUAGCCUGUAUAUUACCUCGAGUAUAUUAAUAAUAAUAAUUAAUAGUUAUAUAUUAAUUCUUCAUUCCUCUUGUGUCGUUCUACUUAAAAAAAAUUAUAUAUAUAUAUAUUUGUACGACCUCAUCUGAUACAUCACUGUGAUUUAUUAUAACCCAUCACAUAUGUUUAAAAGAAUAAUUAUAUUAAUAGUUCAUAAUUGAUUGAACGAAAUAUUUUUUUCACUCUAAUCAGUAUACCUGUUAAAUUUAUUAUACAUACCUACCAUUAGGUUUAAAACUAAUAUAUUAUGGUAUAUUAAAAAAAAAAAAAAAACCAAGUCUGUCGAUAAAACUAACCAAAAUAGGAUUUAAUUUAUGUGUAAUAUUGUUCUUCGUAUUUUAUUAUUAUUUUUCUUUUUUUUUUUUUUUUUAGUAUUUUUUGUAAAAUAAUAUUAUUAUGUUUAAUUUAUUAAUUAUGAUUAGUGUGCGUACUUUUUAUAAAUUGUGCAAUAUAUUUAUUAAAAUAAUUUUUUUUUAUAUAUGAAUUAUUUAAUAUUUUUUUUCACUAGACAAAUUAUUGUGUAUUUUUUUUUUUUUUAGUUAAGAACAUGUUUUUGUGUAUAAAUUAUUUCCAUUUAUGCUUAAAUUAAUUAAUUGUAAUCGGGAAAUAGAAUGAGCGCUCUAUGUCAUUUGUGCGUGCAAUUUUUCUAGCUACGUUUGCAACUCAACAUCAAAAAUAAUUUUGUAAAUAGAGUUUAAUUAAUUGGAAAUAUUUUUAUUUGUUAAUUUAUAAUAAUUUUUUUUUUGUUUUAGACUAAAAAAAAAAAUGUUCAUUUCACAGUAUUCUUUUCUAUAAUAUAAUAAUAUUCGACUAUAAUUUAUUAUAAUAAUUUAUAAACAAACAGCACUCGACGGAAAAAAGAAAGAAAAAACGUUACCAAUAUUUUCUUUAAAAAUGCAUGUAACAUUUGUUUUCUGUCUUUUCAUUGCUCAAAAAAUAAAAUAAUUAGGAAUGAUAGAGCACUACUUACAUUAAACGAUAAUUAUUAACAGGCUCCGUGUGCAAUUUUUUCUUUUUUUUUAGUGUUUAGUGUUUUUACCGUGUUCGAAACGUUUUAUUGUAACACAUUUAUAAUAUUCAACGUGGAUUUUGUAAAUAAUUUUGUUUUUUCUUUUUUUUUACGCUGUGUUGUGCCAUAAAAAAAAAAAAAAAUGACAAUUUUGUACAGGAUACACUCAUAAAACAAAAAACUCUCGAAACAAGUUUUUAAUUCGCUGUUUUUUUUUUUUUUAAUUAUUUUCGUAAUUAUAUUUUAUUAUUAUAUAUUUUUUUUUUUCUAUAUACACUUUCAAACGUAUUUAAGGUUGUGAUUUAAUUUUUCGAUUUAAAGUAUUAUAACGAUAUUAAUAAAAACUAGUUUGAAACUGAUAUAAUAUUAUUUCUGGGUUUUCUAAAUGCGUGCUCUGUGUAAGCAUUAUGUUUUUAUGUUCUUAUUUGACAUUUAUACAGAAAAAAAAAAAAAAAAACAAACAAACAAACAAACUUACAAUGAUUAUUUAAAUAUUUACUUGAAAUUUCCUAUAAAUUUAUAUGUUACACAAUAUUUAUGUGUAGCCCAAUAGUGUGAGUUUUAACGGAUUUUUAACAUAUACAAUAUCCUAAAAAUGUGACCUGUU
Molecule: messenger RNA, 12401 nt
Organism: Cinara cedri
Lineage: Eukaryota; Metazoa; Arthropoda; Insecta; Hemiptera; Aphididae
Source: the annotation of a GenBank genome assembly